AUUUUAACUGACGAGAAAAACUCCCGGAACACCAGUGUAGUUCGCAAGCUACGUUAAAUGAGUUCCAUAAAUUUCGUUACUAUUGUGUUGUGUGCAUUCCAGCUGGUAGGCGCUAGUCGGCAGAGAUGGGGCAUCCCUUCUUGUAAUACAGUCCCACAGCUUGAAGGCCAUACACUUACAAUGGAACUAAUUUGUGAAAACGAAUUCCCUGAAAUAGAUUCAUUAUUCUUUUUUUUCCUUUAUCCAACUGCGGAUGACGGCCGAUGUCAGUGGAACGAAUUUAGUCGACAAUAUUCUACUCUAUGUGAAACCUCACACGCAUCACCUCAAAAAAAUAUUCAAGUAAUCUUCGAGUACGUCUACAGCGGAAGCUACUGUUUGGCUGUUUACCGUAAUAAAUUGACCGUUAGCCUACCGAUAUGCAGCUUUGAAAUGCCUUUUUAUCUCGAAACGGAAUUGACGGAAAUGGACGUCGAAAUGUGGAGGCCUACAAUAACCCUCCAGCAACAAGGGUUUAAUGACCUCUUCAUUCAGUUGGACAACAGUCAUAGCGAUGGCUACAAUUUCAGUAUGUUUGAUAUUGAAAUACACGCUGUUGACGAUUCCAUUACACAUUGCGACCAGCUACCUGUUAUGCCUAAAACAAAACCCAUCACUGUGAGCACUUCCGGGAAAUCACUUACUCUUAGUAACCUAACGGAGGGAAAUUACUGCGUAGAAGUUACCCCCGUCGAUGUCAGAUGCAUAUAUCCUUUUUCGUCGACUAAUCUUCCAUGUACAAGAUCAAGUAACACGACCCGAAUUACCUUUUCUCAUAGAGGAGAUUACCAGAAAGUAGUUGUCACUGGAUCGGUAACCGUUUUAUUGUUGAGCUGCUUGACUGCGACCGUCAUUUUUCUAAAGAAACACAACAAAGCAAAGAAAGGGAAAUGCAGCAACAGAAUUAAACAUAGGCAAAUGUCAUCAGUGGCAAUAUUUCUCCUUCAUUCUAAUGACGAGCGACUCCGAAGUUCUGUCAAGAUGUUGAAAGACGCUUUGCAUGCGAGACUACCAUCGUGCGAGAUCGACGAUCAUACGGAUGAACACCAGUGGGAGAGUGUGGCCCAUGAAGGUAUAAGCUGGUUUCUUUCACGCCUGAAUGAAGAAGAAAAAUACAUCAUCGUCAUCGCACCUUUUCUUGAAGGAGAUGUUUUCAAUCAAAGAGAAUUUAGUGAAACUUACUAUUUUCCCUUUGCAUUACAGCAACUACAAUCAAUUGCAUCAUCAUCUGCUUAUCAAAGAAUCCUUAUUGUUUGGUUUCAACAUGAUUCCAAGGUUGAAUGUGUUCUCUUUAGAAAAUUUGGAAAUCCAUUCACUAACUUUGUAAUGCCACAAGAUCUUGACCUUCUUGAACAACAUAUUAGGAAUUUGGCGGAUCAGGACUAUGUCUGA
Messenger RNA from Daphnia carinata, 1431 nucleotides. RefSeq lists its product as uncharacterized. The transcript has 9 exons. The record is from RefSeq and is a predicted model, not a curated record. Bases 58 to 1431 code for a protein of 457 amino acids. Lineage: Eukaryota; Metazoa; Arthropoda; Branchiopoda; Diplostraca; Daphniidae.